Molecule: messenger RNA, 1901 nt
Organism: Striga asiatica
Lineage: Eukaryota; Viridiplantae; Streptophyta; Magnoliopsida; Lamiales; Orobanchaceae
Source: the annotation of a GenBank genome assembly
AUGAACAAACCACUCUCUACUUCUUCAGCUCGCCCUGACUAUACGUUUUGGCCGAAUUCUAACCGCACGAACCGUAGGAUAGACCCGUUCUCUGUAUCUGCAUCUCUCGGCCCCAAUUGCGCUGGCGUCACCGACGUUGAGACCACGAAAAUCGAUUGUCCUACGCUACGGGAGCUAUGUCGAGGGCGGAGGAGAUUGGAUACAUCUCGCCGACUAGUGUGCAGAAAGAAGCGCUGCCGGUGUUAUUCUCCGGCCGUGACUACAGGUUCAGGAAAGACCCUUGCAUACCUACUUUUAAUACUCUCAGUUGUCAAUGCUCGAAGGUCAGCUGUUCAGGCCCUAAUCGUUGUUCCCACACGAGAACUCGGAAUGCAAGUCACGAAAGUUGCACGUACAUUGGCUGCGAGAUCACUGGAACUUGAAUCUGAGCAGAAGGCGUGUUCAGUCAUGGCACUUUUAGAUGGUGGGACAUUGAGAAGACAUAAGAGUUGGUUAAAGGCGGAACCCCCAGCUAUAGUAAUUGCUACUUUGAAGUGUCUCUGCCAAAUGCUAGACAAGCGAACUCUAAAGUUGGACAGCAUGCGUGUCUUGGUAAUAGACGAGGUUGAUUUUAUGUUCUAUUCUUCCAAAGAAGUUAGCUCUUUGAGGAAGCUCUUGACGAGCUUCUCGUCGAUCCAAAAUCGGCAAACCAUAUUUGCUAGUGCAUCAAUCCCACAGCAUAGACGAUUUCUGCAUGACUGCAUUCAGCAUAAAUGGACCAAGGCUGAUGUUGAACAUGUCCAUGUAAAUCCUGUUGAGCCGAUGCCUUCAUGCCUUCACCACAGAUUUGUGCUAUGUUCUGAUAAAAGAGAGAGAUAUUCAGCACUCGUGCAUUUGUUACAGUCAGACGCACCUCAAUCUGCCAUCAUUUUUGUUGGAGAGCAGUCUGAGAAAUCGAAAAAAGCUGGAAAUCCUCCACCAACAACUCAUCUAAUCGAAUUUCUGAAAACCUCUAUUGAUGGAUGCCCGGAGUUGGUCCUCUUAGAAGAAGACAUGAAUUUUCACAAACGAGCUGCAUCCUUAACCGACAUAAAGCAAUCAGGAGGCUAUCUUCUAGUUGCAACUGAUAUUGCUGCCCGAGGGGUUGACCUGCCCGAAACAACUCAUAUAUACAACUUUGACCUUCCGAAAGAUGCAAUACAUUAUCUUCACCGAGCAGGAAGAACAGGUCGAAAGCCAUUCUCGGACAGUAAAUGUUUUGUUACCAGCAUUGUAACUGCAGAUGAACGGUUUGUAUUGGAGAGGUUCGAAAACGAAUUGCUAUUCCAUUGUGAAGAACUAUCAUUCAGUAAUAUAUAACUGUCAUUGGAUAUUGGUUUGCUUAUUUCCAUUUUUUCAUAUUUUUGUUGUUAAAAUAUGCAGAUUUGUUGAAAGAAAUUAGCAAGAUUUACACAACCAAUCUAUAUAUUAGGCCUUUUAAAGGGCAUUGAAAGGUCCGAAAUUUAUGCAUAUUUUUCUCGAGAAAAUUUGAGUGAUCCAGGAAUUAUAUUUUCAAAUGAGAAUGUCACUUAUUACUAUUGAAUUGUUACACUUGUGCAACUUCAUGAACAAUUGGCAGAACCUCAAGAUCCUCAAAAUUUUGCUUGUUAAUGACAGUAAAAGGUUGUCAUAUCACAGUCCCAUCUUUAAUAAUUGAAUUCUUCAGUAUUACUGUGACGCCUGAUCGGAUGUAAAACCCUUCGGAGGUUCUAUCUGCCUCUUGUACACCCUCUGAAUUUUCAAUGACUACGUUUUUACCAAUCCUGGCAUUCUUGUCAAUAAUGCAUUCCCUGUUUAUAGAGUAAAGAUUCAUAUGUGAAGAUAAAUAAUUGGAAAUACUUAGGAGAAAACUGAAGACAUGUAAGCAGAAGCCAAAAUUUUUA